CCUAGGAGCGCCCCGCCCCGCCCCUGUGUGUCCUGGGGACCCCCUCGGCGUGGGAGCCCCCCGGCGAGGCCAUGAAGCUUGUGCGGAAGAACAUCGAGAAGGACAACGCGGGCCAGGUGACCCUGGUCCCCGAGGAGCCCGAGGACAUGUGGCACACCUACAACCUAGUGCAGGUGGGCGACAGCCUGCGCGCCUCCACCAUCCGCAAGGUGCAGACCGAGUCCUCCACGGGCAGCGUGGGGAGCAACCGCGUCCGCACCACCCUCACCCUGUGCGUGGAGGCCAUCGACUUCGACUCGCAGGCCUGCCAGCUGCGAGUCAAGGGCACCAACAUCCAAGAGAACGAGUACGUCAAGAUGGGGGCUUACCACACCAUCGAACUGGAGCCCAACCGCCAGUUCACCCUGGCCAAGAAGCAGUGGGACAGUGUGGUUCUGGAACGCAUCGAGCAGGCCUGCGACCCAGCGUGGAGUGCAGAUGUGGCAGCUGUGGUCAUGCAGGAGGGCCUCGCCCACGUCUGCUUGGUGACGCCCAGUAUGACCCUCACCCGCGCCAAGGUGGAGGUGAGCAUCCCCAGGAAGCGGAAAGGCAACUGCUCCCAGCACGACCGGGCCCUGGAGAGGUUCUACGAGCAGGUGGCCCAGGCCAUCCAGCGCCACAUCAACUUUGACGUGGUGAAGUGCGUCCUGGUGGCCAGCCCCGGGUUCGUGCGGGAGCAGUUCUGCGACUACAUGUUUCAGCAGGCGGUGAAGACUGACAACAAAAUGCUCCUGGAGAACCGGUCCAAGUUCCUGCAGGUGCACGCCUCCUCUGGACACAAGUACUCCCUGAAAGAGGCCCUGUGCGACCCUACUGUAGCCAGCCGCCUCUCAGACACCAAGGCCGCGGGGGAAGUGAAAGCUUUGGAUGACUUCUAUAAAAUGUUGCAGCACGAACCUGACCGAGCCUUCUACGGACUCAAGCAGGUGGAGAGGGCCAACGAAGCCCUGGCCAUCGACACGUUGCUCAUCAGUGAUGAGCUCUUCCGGCACCAGGACGUGGCCACCAGGAGCCGGUAUGUCAGGCUGGUGGACAGCGUGAAAGACAACGCAGGCACGGUUCGGAUAUUCUCUAGUCUCCAUGUGUCUGGCGAACAGCUUGGGCAGUUGACGGGAGUAGCUGCCAUUCUCCGAUUCCCGGUGCCGGAACUUUCUGACCAGGAGGAUGACUCCAGUUCUGAAGAGGAUUAAGACUGACACUUUAUUGUUGCCUCUUCUCUGCUUUCCCUGACUGGGCCAAGAGCCUGGCUGUGUUGGUCGUGCUGGGAUUUCUUGUGUGUGUGUGUCGGUCACACUGGUGUUUUCUGGUUGGCAGGACAUGUAUUCAAAUUAAAUAAACCAAAAGAAAAGAGUG
This is a messenger RNA of Phodopus roborovskii (desert hamster), 1392 nucleotides long. RefSeq names its product pelota mRNA surveillance and ribosome rescue factor (gene Pelo). The coding region runs from base 72 to 1229 and encodes 385 amino acids. Gene Ontology annotation, biological process: RNA surveillance; nuclear-transcribed mRNA catabolic process, no-go decay; nonfunctional rRNA decay. The record is from RefSeq and is a predicted model, not a curated record. The transcript is spliced from 2 exons. NCBI's taxonomy places the organism in Eukaryota, Metazoa, Chordata, Mammalia, Rodentia, Cricetidae. Gene Ontology annotation, cellular component: cytoplasm.